CAUGAUAUCUAGUUACACUGGUCAUGUAUUCAUAUACCCAUAAGCUCUUGAGCUACGCCAGCCCUGAGCAUUGCUGCCUCUGCAUGGUGGCAAACUCCUGCCCCCAUACCUGCGAUGUAAUACCUGACCAGGCAAGGCAGCAACUCAUUGCAGAGACCUCUGACCCAAUCUCCACUCCAGACCAAGACCCUAGAUGGCUAGGUGUUUCCCCCUCCCUAAAGGUCAUCUUGCAGAAGGUCGGGGGGGGGGUCUAUCACCUUUUCCAGAAAGAUAAUGGUAUCACUGUAGAGGGCAUGGUGCUGCAUCUCAGGCAUGUCAGGCUUGCUUGGUAAAAGGAAGUGUGGCGGCCCCCUUACCACCCUAUUGACUUGACCACACAAUUGCCCAGGGUGGCCAUGGGCAAGUACUCAGGCCCCUUCUACUCUGCUCAGCCACAGGGGAAAUGUUUGGGUUACCCAAUAAAAAUGGGGUACAGGGGCUGGGGUUGUGGCUCAGUGGUAGAGUGCUUGCCUAGCAUGUGUGAGGCACUGGGUUCGAUUCUCAGCAUCACAAAAAAUAAGUUAAAGGUCCAUUGACAACUAAAAGGGGGGGGGCAUCCAGAACAGCUUGAAGUUCCAGACCAGGAACUCGCCCUAACAGGAGGUCAUAUGAAGCCCGGCAGCUAGAGGAUGACGGUGUCCUCUAAGGGGCCCUUGGAGAAGAAAAAAAAAACUUUACUGGUUUCUUAGUUAUCAGAAAUUUCCAUCUAACUGUUUACUUAAAAAAAUUACUCAUAACCCAGAGAAGGGAGACACCCAAUCUGGCAAGUGCCUGGGAACACAGUUCCAGGAAAAAGUGCAACAGCGCCUCUACUAAGGAGGGAGCAUUUAUUGAGCUCUAGCUGUGCCCUGGGGUUCUUAUCAGGUCCCACAUGUCUAAUUUAUUUAACUGCCCAAGCUUGCCGGGGGUGAAGGAGGGUCUACUCGGAUGAGGUUCCUUGAUGGUCCCUGGCCCAGAACCUCCAGCCCCGGCUACGCCUAGGGAAGUGAGAGGCUGUCGGUCGGAGAAGGACCACGCAAGGGUCUGACCCGCGGUGCCCAGCACCUGCCCGAGCGGGUGCGUUGUCUUCCUGGGCAGGGUGCUGGCUCCUCCCGCGGUAGCCACGCCCGCAGCAGUCUCGGUCCCUUUAAGAGACGCCGGCCGGCCUUCCUGCUGCCUCCGCCAUGGCCGCGCUGCAGCUGGAGGACAAGCUGACCUGCGCCAUCUGCCUGGGGCUCUACCGGGACCCGGCGACUCUGCCCUGCGGCCACAACUUCUGUAGGGCCUGCAUCCAGGACUGUUGGCGCCGCUGUCAGAAAGAGUGUCCCGAGUGCCGCCAGCCCUUCCCCGAUGGCGCGGAGCUGUGCCGCAACGUGGCGCUCAGCGGCCUCCUGGAGUUGCUGCCACCACAGGCCCAGCUGAGAGCCAAGCUGGAGAUCACCCAGCAGCAGGCCACUCAGGUCAAGACCCAGCUCCAGGAGCUGCAGCAACAAAGCAGCCAGAUCCAGAACUCAGCCUACAAUCUGAUCUCAGUGGUCUCUGGCAAGUUCAGCUGCCUGCUGCAGGCCCUGGAGAUUCGGAGGGCCAUGGCACUGAAAGGCAUCGAGACUGCCAAGACGCAGGCACUGACACAGGCCCAGGAUGAGGAGCGGCGGCUGCACAGCCACCUGGAGGCCCUGGCUCAGUAUGGCCGCAGGGUACAGGGUCUCCUGGAGCAAGUGGAUGACCAGACCUUCUUGCAGGAGUCACAGCAGCUCUUUGAGCCCCCAGAACCCCUUGGGCCGCUGACCCCUCCACAGUGGGAUGAAGACCAGCAGCUGGGUGACCUAAAGGAGUUGCUGAGCCUGCUUUGUGGCCUUCUCCUGGAAGAGGGGCACCCCUCCAGAGUGCCAGCCAAGGCUGCUGACUCGGGCCCUGUGGAGGCCCCGCGUCCCCUGGCACAGGUCCCAAGCACACGCAUGCUGUGUCCGCUGAGGAGGGAACUCUGGCAGAAUUAUCGCAAUCUCACCUUUGACCCAGAUAGUGCCAAUCGCCACUUCCUCCUGUCCCACCAGAACCAGCAGGUGAAGCACCAUCGCCAGCCCCAGGGCCCAGCCCGGCCAGGGAACUUUGAGCUCUGGCAGGUGCAGUGUUCCCAGAGCUUCCAGGCUGGACGGCACUACUGGGAGGUGCGGACUUCUGGCCACUCAGUGACCCUGGGCGUCGCCUACCCAGAACUGAUGCGGCGCAAGCAGGGAACCCACACAGACAACAUCGGCCGUGGGCCCUCCUCCUGGGGCCUCUGCGUACAGGAAGACAGCGUCCAGGCCUGGCACAAGGGAGAGGUCCAGCGCCUCCCCAGCUUGUCUGGGCGGCUGGUGGGCAUGGAUUUGGACCUGACCUCAGGCUGCCUUGCUUUCUACAGCCUGGAGCCGCAGACUAAGCUCCUGCACACCUUCCAUGCCCUCUUCAACCGGCCCCUUUGCCCCGUUUUCUGGCUUCUGGAGGGGAGGACCCUCACCCUGUGCCAUCAGCCUGGACGCGAGGGGUGGAGGACCCAGGCAGGGCGGGCGCGCAGAAGCCUCUUCAAGUCAGGCGGGGCCGACAUCCGAGGACCCGCGAGCGGGCUGCGCUGA
Messenger RNA from Ictidomys tridecemlineatus (thirteen-lined ground squirrel), 2633 nucleotides. NCBI's taxonomy places the organism in Eukaryota, Metazoa, Chordata, Mammalia, Rodentia, Sciuridae. The record is from RefSeq and is a predicted model, not a curated record.